CGCCCCUCAUCGAGGAAAGUACAUGAGGGCACGAGUGGAAGCGACUUCUUGAAGGUGGAGCGGUUCCUCGAAAGACCGCGCCGACCCUUUUCCGUCUCCCUACCAACGACAUCGUAGCCCAUUCUCCGCCUCGAUGGAUUCAAGGGGAGAGGAGGCCGGCGUGAAUCCGGCUGUCGGGAGACGCCCGGACAUCCACGAACUCUUCUGCCAUUACAACUCCCUCGGCUCCUGUGCACUCUCCUGGGGCUCCUCCUCCCCUUACCCCAGCUAUGCUGCCGACUGUCAAUAUUAUGAUGGUGGUGGUUGUGAGAUACACCUGUCUGAGCUGUUGUUGAAGACCCACACUGCUUCUGAUCUUAAAAACGUUUUACUAGAUGAGAUGAUUCAUGCUUUCCUCUGGAUUGAGUAUACCAACAAGGAUCACAGUGACCAUGGUCCAAGUUUCCAGGAUAUGAUGAAUUCAAUAAACACCAACUCAGGUAUAGCUCCUCAGAGACUGACAUGGCGAUACAACAUCACGAUCGAUCAUGAGUUUCAGAAGGACCAUAAUGAUGACAGAGUUCGCCAGUGGAUUUGUGAACUGUGUGGUAAGGUAAUCUUGUCAACCACAAAUAGAGGACGUUCAGAGGAUGCAUUGAAAAUGUGGGGCCUGAUGGAUUUUGUGACAACCCAUUAUGUCACUGGCAUAGGUUUCUGCCAUAACAAGCAGUGCAGUGGUAGAAAAGUAACCCAGAAAAGCAGUGCACUGUGGCAGCAGGAGGUCGGAAAUGAACAAAAAAGCAUGCUUCCGAGAAGCAUGUUUCUACUCACUCAAAGAAUAAAGGUGGCAAGAUGUGACAACAAAUGCACAGUUGUAAUUGAAUGGUUGAGCUUAUUCGAAGAAGAUGAGGAAGCUGAAGAUGACUCAAAACUUCUGGUAAAUAAAAGGUCAGAGAGGAGGAAAAAGCCAAAACUUCUGACUGGUAUUAUUAUGGAUCAACAUGCACAAACUGAGGCUUUCUAUCAUGCCACCACCUCUCAGAUGGGUUGUAGCAGAGAUGAUAGAGAGAAACAUGCUAUAGAUGAGCAAGAGAGACAUCUAGUUUCGAUCAAUGAUCAUCAAACAGGGAACCUUGUAAUACAUACUAAAGACUCGCAUACCAUCAAAGCUGCAUCUAGAGAUGAUCGGUUGCCUUCCCAACCGGCUGAUGAUGAUAACAUGAACCCAGAACGUACUGCAACUGGGUGUAUGGAUGUUAAGAUGUGUCAGACUUGUGUGAAUGUGUUCUUCCUUCAAAACGGCAGGUUAUUGUGGAUACCUCGGAUAAUGGAAAGGCUCUUCUUUCUUAAUUCACUAUCCUGGUACAUGCUUUACCACAAAGAGGAUGAAGGGGCAUUUUUUGAUUGGCCAAUCUAAUUAUCAAGGCAGCCAAUCUUGGGCAAACCUUUUCCCUAGGUUUUUGUCAUAUACAUGUAUUUCCUUAGUAUUCUGGGAGUUCCUGAUGGCGCAAAUUGGAAUUUGUGGUAUGUCCUUCGUCCCUCCCUUCUCAUAUCUCAACUUUUAUUCUCAGGAUGAUUAACUAGUUAGAUCAGUGUCAACUGUGUGAGAUUAUCUCCUUCCAUCUGUAGGUCUUAGAACUAUAGGUAAUUUGCUUGUCAUAAUGUGCUUUGAACAUUUGAACAAAGCAUCCCUUGCAGCAUUCUUACGCCAAAACCACACAAAUGUUUUCCUUGUUCAAUGUGCUUUGACUCGUUCCAUUAUUGUACCAAGUUCUGCUGCAAAAUUC
Molecule: messenger RNA, 1766 nt
Organism: Musa acuminata subsp. malaccensis (wild Malaysian banana)
Lineage: Eukaryota; Viridiplantae; Streptophyta; Magnoliopsida; Zingiberales; Musaceae
Source: RefSeq, a predicted model, not a curated record